Parnassius apollo (apollo) is the source of this 2856-nucleotide messenger RNA. The record is from the annotation of a GenBank genome assembly. NCBI's taxonomy places the organism in Eukaryota, Metazoa, Arthropoda, Insecta, Lepidoptera, Papilionidae.
AUGGCUCCUGGAAACAAAGAGAGGCAUCCAGGACAUACGGGUACUAUUCCCAAAACGAAAGCAAGAAAUAAUUGCAAUGUACCGCAAGAAGCUGUGACACCAACAAGGAGAGAUAUGACAACAAACCUUGUGACGACAUCUUUGGAUUGGGUUCCUGUUUCUGAGUACAAUACACGAACUAAUUGUAAUCAACCAAGAAAACCAGCUAACAAUACAUCAGAUCAAGAGUUGGUAGACUUAGACAACUCUGUUUCAUAUGAGAGUGGAUUUGGAAGAUUUGUUCCAGUAAGACCCCAGCCUCGUGCAUUACCUUUGACUGUUCAGAAUCGAGAAAAUAUUUCUGUGGAUCACAAUGAUGAUGGUGCAAGCUCAUCUACUUCCUCUCACACUUUGCAUCACUUUCAAAAUGGUUCAAUUCCUCAUUCCAAUCAUGCAGCGGCCGCUGUAAUGAUUGUAAAUCCUACAACACCAAAUGCUGUAACAGGGAAUAUCUCACAACCUUUUAAUGCACCAAAUCAAAACCGCAAUAACUUUACUAGGAAUUUGAAUUCCAAUCGCAACACUUUUGAUGGUAAUACUCACGCUAGUAACAAUAAUAUUACUCCACCAAUAUCAAAUUCUAGAACGGGCACUAAAACUGUUAAUUUAAUUAACAACAUGUAUGACCAAGGACAGGGAAGCUUCAAUAAUUUAAAUGAAAAUAAUCAGGUACAUAGAGAGUCAGCUCGUGCUUUAGGAGAAGCAAUCGUAGCUGCUUGUCCUGACGCUGCAGCUGUAGAGCGUCGGCUGGGACAAAUAAGAGAAUACAUUAGAGUUACAUCUUCGCUUGUUGACACAAUGCGUAAUUCGGAAGAUGAGACAUUUAUAGAACAUACUAAAGAAGAAUAUGAUGAACUUAUUGAAAUGGUGACGAAAUUAAAAGAAAGUGAAAGUAAGUUGGAAAGUAUGUUAGUAAAAAAGAUUCCGGAUAAUGUUGAAGUUCCUCCUGAAGAAGCAAUUGAAUCUACUGCUCAUUUAGAAACAAACUCCCUUGUUUCUGAAACACCUGACGGUAUUUCAUUAAAUAAACUAAACCAUGAUGAAGGUAUAUCUAAAAGUAAUAAUGAAAAUAAUACAAUAAGCCAUAAUCUCAAAAAAAUAACUAAUAUAGAAAAUGAACAAUUGAAUAAAACUAUGUCCAAUACCAAAGUUAAUGAUGACAAUGUUCAAAAAGAUAUGCCAAAGAUAAUAGCAACACUCGGCAAUGAGGAAAAUGAGAUUAGGCAUGGCGGUAAAAAAGAAGAAAUGGAGUCUAUUACUUGUGAUGAAACUGAAACUAAGCAUGAUGAUCAGCAUCUCAAAGAUGAGUUAAGAAAAAAUAUAAUAUCUUGUGUUGAAAAAGUAGCAAUAAUGGAAGAAAUGAAAAAUAAAAUUAAUAAUUGUGGCAACAAUCAUGAUCAGGAUGUUGUAAUUAGACCGGUCUCAGUUCAGAGCAAUGGAUCAGCAUAUAGUGACAAUGAGUUGUGGCAAAAUGAAAUUAAAAACAAAAUGGAGAUGUCACAGAUUCGACUGUCGGCUUUGAAACAACAGCAAAAAAGGCUAUUAAAAUACCAGGCUGAGGCGAAACAACAGCUGGAAGAAAUGAAAGAAAGGCAAGCCCAAGAAAUACAUUCAUCAACUUCCAAUGAGAACUUUGCUGGCAUGCAGAACAUGACACAUACCGGCAAUUACAAUCAACAUAACAGAAUAUAUGGGACCAAUCAGAUAGGUGUUGCCACUACUCUACCUCAGUUAUCUGAUAGUAUACAUGGGGGUCACCAAAUGGCUAACAAUAUUGAAAAUGAACAUGGUCAUUCCACUCAGUCUACGCACAGCCAAGAUGAGAGGUUUUCAAAUAGAGAGGACAACAACAGUGAGGGCGCUGCAGGCGCGGCUCGAGAUAGUGAGGGUGAAGACGACGAUAGUACUCUGCAUGAGCGGAGCCAAAUGUUGCAACUUAAAUUGCGAGAGCUUCAACUUAGGAAACAACACAUGGAGAACUUGGUUUCAGAGUUCAGAAAACUGCAGAUCGCGACUGGUCUGGCAAGCUCGCACAACACAUAUUCGAGUUCUGGGGAAGAUAGUGCAGAAGACGAACCACCUGGAAAAUGUAACAAACCAGAAAGAAACUUGAAAAAUGAAGACCCUUUUAAACUAAUGGAAAUAAAAGCUAUCAAAACUGCUUUACAAAAGACUAAAGAUUUGAUGAGAUCAGUAGAAACUUUUGAAGCUGACCAUUUAUCUAAUUCACAUGAAGACUCCUUCCCUAUGUCAAGCCAUUCAAACAUACAUGAUAACAAAUCGGAAGGUGGGGGCAGUGUGGGUGGCUGGUCGAACGAAGGUAGCCAACAGCAGCACCAACAACAGCAACAUCAUCCACAACAGCAACAUCAUCAACAGCAACAUGAACAACAACAAUCAAGUCCCGAAACUAACAUUGCGAGUUUGCAAGAACUAGCACAAGAAUUGCGUAUGGCAACUGAAGAGAUAAUGGGCGAACGCGCUCGUAUUGAAGAUAUGCUAUCGAAUAAAGAAGUGAGCCGAAAGCAGAAGAAGGUUAAUGAAGAAGUACGCGCUGGUCCUAGUGGUGGGCCGGGCCCGGCUGAGCGUCGCCAAAUGCAGCUACGCGCACUUCUUGCGGAAAAGCAACGCGAACUGGAAGCACUACUCAACAAAGAGAAGAUGAUCUGUGGUGGAGCUGAAACUCAGAAAAAUCCCGAUUCGCGUGCCAUGUCCGUCGCUAACCAGUCUUACAACAGUGAACAUGAGGAACAAGAAUUAAGGUCUGAACAACUACCACUAGAUUCUAAUAACUCAAGGGAAAACGAACACUUUCGG